UGCAAAGUAGCAAACAUGAUGAAAACAAUGCAGGAUUCAAAACACUCUUAAACUGGCUCUGCAAAUGUUUUAUAGAUCGUUGUGUUGCCAUGACGAGCGAGGAGGAGGAGGGCCCCGGCGUUGCAACAUCAUUAGCAACGACACCAUCAUCAGCAACAAUCUCCAGGGUAACAACAGCCAUAGCCAGGGGCGACAGCGAUGACGCCGUCACUUCCUCCUCCCCACGCAGGCCCUCCCCGCGCCGCCUCCCGUGUCCCGAGGAAAAGGAGGAGAAAAAGGAGGAGAUAGAAGAGGAAGGGAUUAUUGAGGAAGAGAAGAUUGAGAAGGAGGAGCAGCAAGAUGUGGUGGAGUGCGAGGGGGAUGAUGAAGACGAUGACGACGAUGAUGAUGAUGAUGGCAGCAGUGAUACCAGUGUGUUGGUUGUGCCCUACCCUGAGCUAGUACCUGUGGUCUUCUUCUGUCUCAAGCAGACAACCUGUCCUCGCAGCUGGUGCAUCCGCAUGGUCUCCAGCCCCUGGUUCGAACGUGUGAGUAUGAUGGUGAUCCUACUGAACUGCGUGACCCUGGGGAUGUACCAACCCUGCGAGAACAUCGACUGCUCCUCAGACCGAUGCCAAAUUCUACAGGCUUUUGAUGCAUUCAUCUACAUCUUCUUCGCUCUGGAGAUGGUUAUAAAGAUGGUCGCCCUGGGAAUCUUUGGUCGACGCUGUUACCUCGGGGACACGUGGAACCGGCUGGAUUUCUUUAUCGUCAUGGCAGGGAUGGUUGAAUACUCACUCGACCUGCAGAACGUCAACUUCACUGCCAUCAGAACAGUGAGGGUACUGCGGCCUCUUAAAGCAAUUAACAGGGUGCCAAGUAUGCGUAUCCUUGUGAACCUGUUGCUGGACACUCUUCCCAUGCUGGGUAACGUCCUCCUCCUUUGCUUCUUCGUCUUCUUCAUCUUCGGUAUCAUCGGCGUGCAGCUGUGGGCGGGGCUGCUGAGGAACCGCUGCUACCCGGAGGAGAACUUCACACUCACUACAGGGAUCAGUCUGCCUCGGCCCUACUACAUGGCUGAUGAGGAUGACGAGCGACCCUUCAUCUGCUCCCUGCCAGUCGACAACGGCAUCAUGUCCUGCAACGACGUCCCGGUCCGCCGCGAAGGAGGUAGGACCUGCUGCCUGGACAAAGACGACGCCCUGUACCGACAGUCGCUGGGCCUGAGCCCCGAGCCUCUGGCCAAUGGAAGUGUCAGCAUAGCGGGCCUGUGUGUCAACUGGAACCAGUACUACACCAGGUGUCAUACCGGGUACAGCAACCCCCACAAAGGAGCCAUCAACUUUGACAACAUCGCCUAUGCCUGGAUCGUCAUCUUCCAGGUGAUCACUCUGGAGGGCUGGGUGGAGAUCAUGUACUAUGUGAUGGACGCUCAUUCCUUCUACAACUUCAUCUACUUCAUCCUACUGAUUAUUGUUGGUUCCUUCUUCAUGAUCAACCUGUGCCUGGUCGUCAUCGCCACCCAGUUCUCAGAGACCAAGCAGAGGGAGCACCAGCUGAUGCAGGAGCAGAGGGCACGGUGUUCGUCCUCUUCCACCCUGGCAAGUGAGCCCGGGGACUGCUAUGAGGAGCUCUUCCAGCUGGUCUGCCACAUCCUCCGCAAGGCCAGGAGACAGACUGUCGCCCUUUUCAACACCCUGCGGGGGAAACCUCGUGGCUUUCGGGGCGUCGGAAGAGGUAGAGGAGGAAGAGAAGGGAGGGAUAGGAAGUCCAAUGGAAGGGGAGGACGUGAGAGGAGAGCGGUGUUGAGGCACGCUCCACCUUGUCCCCACCAUAACAAACCUGACCACGCCUCACCUGCUGAACCAAUGGCGCUCACCUCUUCCUCUGCCACCGUUGGCUGCCCCCAGUGUGUCGCUGCCCUGUCGCUCUCUGACGGGGUCGGACCGGUUCGCGGUGCGGCCAGCGAUGAAGCCGAGGAGGGAGCUGUGGAGGAAACGGACACGGAGGGGGUACAAUCUACUGGUAAAGAAAAGGACAAGAAAGGCCACGAUGGUGCAGGGACGGGAUGUAGUCCUCAGCAGAAAUGCAAGAAGCUGUGCUACGAGAUCAGGACGAAGCUGUGGGGCAUCGUGGAGAGCAAAUACUUCAACCGAGGCAUCAUGAUCGCCAUCCUGAUCAACACCAUCAGCAUGGGCAUCGAGCAUCACGAGCAGCCAGAGGAGCUCACUAAUGUUCUGGAGAUCUGCAACAUCGUCUUCACCAGCAUGUUUUCCUUGGAGAUGAUCCUCAAACUCACCGCGUUCGGCUCUUUUAACUACCUGAGAAACCCUUACAACGUCUUUGACGGAGUCAUCGUCAUCAUAAGUGUGUGUGAGAUCGUCGGCCAGUCCGACGGCGGUUUGUCUGUGCUGAGGACCUUCAGGCUGCUAAGGGUGCUGAAGCUGGUGAGGUUCAUGCCAGCUCUGAGGAGACAGCUGGUUGUCCUCAUGAAGACCAUGGACAACGUGGCCACCUUCUGCAUGCUGCUCAUGCUCUUCAUCUUCAUUUUCAGUAUCCUGGGAAUGCACAUUUUUGGCUGCAAGUUCAGUCUUAAGACAGAGACUGGAGACACAGUACCAGACAGGAAGAACUUUGACUCUCUGCUCUGGGCCAUCGUCACUGUUUUCCAGAUUCUGACUCAGGAGGACUGGAAUGCGGUUUUGUACAACGGCAUGGCAGCCACUUCACCCCUUGCCGCUCUUUACUUUGUGGCCCUUAUGACCUUCGGAAACUACGUCCUCUUCAACCUGCUCGUGGCCAUCUUGGUUGAGGGCUUUCAAGCAGAGGGUGAUGCCAAUCGUUCUUACUCAGACGACGACCGCUCCUCCUCAAACUUUGAUGAGAGCGAGAAACACGACUCCAUAAAGUUAUCUGACCCCAGGAUCUGUACCCUGACACCCAAUGGUCACCUGGAGCUGGGUGCUCUCUCGGGGCCCAGGGGAUCCUACUCCUCAGAGAGGCGAAGCUUCACCAUCGAGUCCAGAAAGAGCAGCGUGAUGAGCCUGGGCAAGAGCAGCCUGGAGAGGCGCUCCCUCUCUCUGCGCCAUGGUCGCAGUUCCAAUUACCACAACUGGGGGCGCCCUCUCCCUCCACAUUCUGUGUGGAGCCGCAGGUCUAGCUCAAACAGCCUGGGCAGGAGGAGCUAUGGGUUUGGUGGUGCUCCUCUGGUCGGAGGCAGCCUCCGUGUGCACAGCACCCGCUCCCCCCACUCCUACACCUACGCCGCCGAGCAGGAGUCCCUUCUCUCCCACCCACCCCAUUCCCACCAUCCUCUGCCCCCACAUCAUCCACUACCACCCGCUGUGUUUCUCUCGAGGCACUACGCGGCGAGAAGAGAUCGACGGGCCCUUUCGUUGGAGCUCCCGGAGCUGCUUCGGGCCGGUGGACAGCCCCCAGGCCUGCCCCCCAUCCACCUGGACCCUGGGAGGAGGAGCGGGUCUGGAGCAGGGGCAUCCAUCACUGGAGGGUCUGGAGCUGGUAGUGGCUCAGGGGUGGACCACCGAGACUGUAAUGGCAAAGCGCCGGGCCUCCACAACCACUUGAUGGCUGAGGUUUUCCCUCAAGUCAAUGCACGCAAGGACAGAGCAGACCUUGAUGACGAGACAGAUUAUAGUCUCUGUUUCCGUAUCCAGAAGAUGAUGGAGGUGUACAAGCCAGACUGGUGUGAAACCAGAGAGGAGUGGUCUGUCUACAUGUUCUCCCCUCAAAACAAGUUCAGACUGCUCUGCCAGUCCAUUAUUGCCCAUAAGCUGUUUGACUACGUGGUUCUGGCCUUCAUCUUUCUCAACUGCAUCACAGUGGCUCUGGAGAGGCCGAAGAUCCUGCAAGGCAGCUUGGAGAGGCUGUUUCUCACCAUUUCCAACUACAUCUUCACUGCCAUCUUUGUUGCAGAGAUGACUGUCAAGGUGGUGUCCAUGGGUCUGUACUUGGGAGAAACAGCCUAUCUAAGGAGCAGCUGGAACAUUUUAGACGGUUUCCUGGUCUUCGUGUCUCUCAUUGACAUUGUGGUGUCCAUGGCAGGCGGGGCUAAGAUUCUUGGGGUGCUCCGUGUUCUCAGGUUGCUCAGGACUCUACGUCCUCUCAGGGUGAUCAGCAGGGCUCCAGGGCUGAAACUGGUAGUCGAGACCCUCAUCACGUCUCUCAAGCCCAUUGGCAACAUUGUCCUCAUCUGCUGUGCCUUCUUCAUCAUCUUUGGCAUUCUUGGUGUUCAGCUCUUCAAAGGCAAAUUCUACUACUGUGUGGGUUUCGACGUGAAGAACAUCACUAACAAAUCCGACUGCCUGGCUGCCAACUACCGAUGGGUUCACCACAAAUACAAUUUUGACAACCUUGGACAGGCUCUGAUGUCCCUGUUUGUGCUGGCCUCCAAAGACGGCUGGGUCAACAUCAUGUACCAUGGACUGGAUGCAGUGGGGAUAGACCAGCAGCCGGUGACAAACAACAACCCAUGGAUGCUGCUCUACUUCAUCUCCUUCCUCCUGAUCGUCAGCUUCUUCGUCCUCAAUAUGUUCGUGGGCGUCGUGGUGGAGAACUUCCACAAGUGUCGGCAGCACCAGGAGGUGGAGGAGGCCAGGCGCCGCGAGGAGAAACGCCAGCGCCGCAUGGAGAAGAAGAGGAGGAAGGCCCAGAAGCUGCCGUACUAUGCAUCCUACGGUCCAGCUCGGCUGGCUAUCCACACUUUAUGCACCAGCCACUAUCUGGAUCUGGUCAUCACUUUCAUCAUCUGUAUCAAUGUCAUCACUAUGUCUCUGGAGCACUACAGCCAGCCACAGUCUUUGGAGACUGCACUGAAGUACUGCAACUACUUUUUCACCUCCACCUUUGUGAUCGAGGCGUCCCUGAAGCUGGUGGCCUUUGGCUUUCGACGCUUCUUUAAGGACAGGUGGAACCAGUUGGACUUGGCCAUUGUGCUGCUGUCAGUGAUGGGCAUCACACUGGAGGAGAUCGAGAUAAAUGCCUCCCUCCCCAUCAACCCCACCAUCAUCAGGAUCAUGAGGGUGCUCAGGAUAGCACGAGUGUUGAAGUUGUUGAAAAUGGCAACCGGCAUGAGAGCUCUGCUAGAUACAGUGGUCCAGGCUCUGCCUCAGGUGGGAAACCUUGGCCUGCUCUUCAUGUUGCUGUUCUUCAUCUACGCUGCGCUUGGGGUGGAGCUGUUUGGAGAGCUGGUGUGUAACGCUGACUAUCCCUGCGAAGGAAUGAGCCGCCAUGCCACCUUUGAAAACUUUGGAAUGGCCUUCCUUACCCUCUUCCAGGUUUCAACCGGUGACAACUGGAAUGGCAUCAUGAAGGACACCCUGCGGGAUUGCCCUUCGGGUCAUCCAGAAAUCGACUACGGCUGCCAUCCUGGGCUUCAGUUCAUCUCCCCGAUGUAUUUCGUGUCCUUCGUGCUCACAGCUCAGUUUGUUCUCAUAAACGUGGUGGUGGCAGUGCUCAUGAAACAUCUGGACGAUUCCAACAAGGAGGCGCAAGAGGAUGCCGAGAUGGAUGCCGAGAUUGAGUUGGAGCUGGCUCAGGGAGGCCUCUGUUGCAUGAUGGGGGGCAUCGGAGCCAUCGCCGGGGCCACGGGUGGUGCUGCAAGCGGGGCUGGUGUGGGCGGCGGAGCGUCUGGUGCAAUUACAGCGGGGACAGUCGGGGGUCCAAGUGGCGGGGUGAUUGCACCGCUGCGAGACGGAGGAGGAGGAGGCGGUGGAACUCAUGAGGGGCACACACAUCAUCGAUGUCGGCUUUACUCUCCUGCUCAGGAGAGCCAGUGGCUGGACAGUGUUUCUCUGCUGAUUAAGGACUCAUUGGAAGGGGACAUGAUUGACAACCUCUCCGGUUCAGUUUUCCACCACUACUGCUCUCCUCCUGUCUGCAAGGACUGUAAGGGACACCCACAAGAGAUCCGACUAGCGGAGGUGGAGCAGGCGUCGCUCAUGUCAGAGCAGCUGUCAGACAAGUCAUCGUCUCCGGCGCUGCCAGAUGACCUCAGCCUGGACGAACACAGCAGCUAUCAGCUGCUGGUCAGAGGCAGCCAGAGGGGCAGCAGUGACUCCCGUAGUUCGGAGGAGUUGCCCACCCAUGGGGGCUACAGAGGGCUUCGUCGCUCCAGUUCAGGAAGCGAGGAGGGGGUCCAGGAGUUGUUUGAGGUGGGGGUCCAUCCUCAGUUGUGUCCUCCCUCGCUGGAGCAGCAAAGCCCGGCACAUUGCACAGAUGGUGAUGGAGGAAGUUGCAGUGGAGGUGGUGGAAGAGGGUCUUCACCUGUCUUCCACCUCCCAGCAGACUUCUUUCACCCAGCUGCAGCGGCUCAUCCAGGCAGUCCUGGGAACGGUGUUAGCCCAGUAGACAGAGGGCCAUCCAGGUUGGCCUCCCCAGCCUCCUGGGCAUCCCUCCGCUCACCCGGAGCCAACAGCAGGCCCCUGAGCUCUCAGCACCCGUCCCACAGUGACUCCUCCCUGGCGACAGGCAGUUCAGAGGGCAGCCUGCAGACCACACUAGAGGAAGGGCUCAGCUUCAGCGUAUCUCCCCCGCGGGAUGUGGGACUUCCCAUGCCUCUUCUCUGCCCCCUUCCCAGCCACCCCCAGGGACCUGCCACAAGAGACAAGGAUCACCCUUUGCUGAAGAAACGCAGUACUACUCUUACCCUCCAAGCCACUAGAGGGCACCAGAGGAGCCAGAGCAGCUGCGGCGGUGGCAGCACCAGCCCUGGCUGCCCCCGGCAGGACUCCAUGGACCAUUCAGAUGAGGAUGUGGGCACGGGGACAGGCGGGGAUGGCUGCCGCCAGACCUUCAACAGCGAACACUUGUCAGAAACAUUGAACAGCCUCUCACUGACGUCGCUGCUUACCCCGAGCUCUCUGGCACCCCCGCUGAUGAAGAAAUGUAACAGCACAGGCUCACUAGACCAAACUAACAUAUCUGCCCGGAGUAAAGACGGACGCCAGUUCUACGGUAUAGAUGCCCAUGGUUACUUGUCCAACCCCUGGACGGAGGGAAGGGUGAGAGGUGAGGAGGCGGACAGUGAUAUCACAGGCUUCAGCAUGAAAAGCAGCAGCCGGCCCACAGACACAAGCUCCAGGAAAAAUAGAUGAAACACUUGUUGCCUCUCUGUACUGGAACUCUUUAACAGGGAGCGACUUUUAAAACGUCCUAUGAACCCAAUUCUGAAAUUCUCGUCUUUGAAUCGUCUGUUCUCUCUUUCCUCCUCGGAUUUGGUUGCUUGGGAUCAGUCAUUUCUCAAAAGAUUACAGUUGCUUCUGAGUUCUGACAUCCUUUCUUGUCCACAGGAUGUGUGGUUGCUCUGUGAAAGGACUAAAUGAUAAUGACAAGAGGUUUAGCCUUUUAGCAUAACCAGGAUUCAACAUUGAAAGAUGUGGCAGUACUGGGCUUUACAUUUGAGCUGUGCUGAAAUGCAGAAUAUUCAGAAAGCCAUGUGAGAGACAGACCUGAAAAUUUCAGCGAUUGAUGAACAUUACUAAGGUGAUGUGAUUUAGAUGAAACUGCUAAAAAAUUUAAUUUUCUUCAAGGAACAGGACUUGCUUGACCCAACGUGCCCUCAACCUUUGUGCAAAAACAAUGUUGUCAAUAUUGGACAGAUGGCAAUCUCUGAAGCUUCUUUUGAGGAAGAACUCAACUUUGUACAGUUUUCUUUUUUUUUGUAAUAUCCAUCGCUAACAGUAGCAUCAACCAACCUUUUUUCCCUCUUUAGCAGAUUCUAUUGGUAACAGAAAAUUGAAAGGUUAUAUAUUUUCUGUGUUCUUUUUCAACUUCGAUGUAUUGAAGUUGUGUGAAUGUAGACACGUCUGUCUCCAUUUGUGAUUGAGAGGGAGACCAAGACAAGCAAGGAGCCUGACUAGUCUGAAAAUUGACAAAUGGCCUCUUUGAAUAGGAAAGUGGAUAUGUGACUGCUGCUGAGAAUACAUGUGGGUUGUUAGUGGAAGCGUUGGCCACUUUCAGAGUAGCCUCUUUGUGCUUUCUACUUACCCAUGAAAGGGCUAAAAUGUAUUGAAUGCAGACCUGGGCCAAAUACUAUUGGAAAAUAAUCUUUACCGCCUAAUAUGGUGUUUUAAAGUGUCUUUAAGAUACAUACAGUCAAAGACUUUUCUGAUGCUAUGAACAUGAUAUAUGUAAGUAUGUAUGUCCAGCAAGAUGGUGGGUCUUGGCUGAGAACAUUUAAAAUUUCCCAAAAGUUGUAUUUAAGAGAUUGAAAGACAACAAUAGAAUAUUUCAGCAUAUGCACCCAGUACUUACAUGUUGAAUGAGUAACAGUCAAAAAUAUACUUUGUGAGUUCGAAAAACAUUUCAAUAUAACAUGAUUAUCAGCUUUAUGAAAGUAAGAGACAGUUUGACAUCAUCUGGUUUUCCCUGAGAUCUCCAGGUUCUCCCUCGGUGCAACAAACUAACAACAUCUUAGCAUCAGACAGUUGAAUGUGGUCAGAAGAUGAUGUCUGACUGUUUAACGAUGUAUUGUAAAGACUUUUGUGAGCCCUUCAUUGUCCUCCAGCGCCAUCAUCAUGAAACAAUUUCAAAUUUGUCAAAUACUUUGGUUUAUGAUCAAAUACCUGCUAAACUAAUUGUAUUCCCAUCCGGUCCAGCUGUAAUUUGUGUUUUGUACUAAUCAGCUAAUGUUGGCAUGCUAACACACGGUGAACAUUACCUGCUAAGAAUCAGCAUGUUAGCAUUGCUUUUGUGAGCAUGCUGACGUUAGCAUUUUAGCUCAAAGCACACUUGUGCCUGCUGAGUACAGCCUCACAGAACUGCUAGCAUACCUGUGGACUCUCAGUCUUGUUUCCUCAAAGAUUUUUCCUUCUCCUAACCUGUUGCCGUCACAAUACCACAAUGGGCCUCUGAAUCAAACUUCAAGAGAGCUGCUGAAAAGACAGUUCAUGAGAUAACUGGCAAUGAUAAAGAUCAAAUCAAUCAAGUGUUGGUGGCAAAAGUUGCCAAUGUUAAAUAACUUUUAUUCUGAACAAACUGUCAGUUUUUUGAUAGGGUCUGAUUUGGUACCAGUAAUCUUGGCCAAAUGACAACUCAGCCACCUCUUCUUGUCACCUGUUCAGUCUAGUGUCCACACAGUGCAACUCUGUUUAUUAGAGUUGUAUCAAGAAGUACAGGUGCUAAUUUAUAAAAGGAGCAGACAUGACAUGUAUACAGUACAUGUGCUGCUCUGUGGACCAGUCUGGAGAUUCAGAGUGAACUGGAUGAUAUCAAACUGUCUUUAUAACCGUUGAUUGGGCAAAAAUAUACUUGAGCAGCUAUUAGAUAGUUAUACUUGAGUGGGUUGUCCAGUUUAUGUGUGUGAAACAUGAGUUAGGGUUCCUGCAGGGUCAGUGUGCUGGCAGAUUAGCAGGAAUUCAGAGAAUGGGAUCCGCAGUUUUUGUUAGCUGCAUUAAACCCAAAUUCUUAUUUGACUCAGGUCUGCUUGAGUGUAGCAAGAUAUUAGAUAAUACCCCGUACUAUGGUGAGCAGUGUGGUCCAAAUUGGUGUAAUUUGUAACAUUGAGCACUUGUUUGUCAGACAUUUUGACAAAUUGUGAUGACCCAUCAUAUAGUAAGUAUACUUGUGUCACAAUCUUUGAAAUCCAGAGCAGGUAGACCUCAGGUGGACCUAUAUACACUCACUCAGAGCAUCGCAUACUGUAUGCCACACAUUGAAGCACAUAUACAAACAUGAUAACACACAUACACAAACAACCACACAUAUCAUACAAAGAUGUCAAUGUCAAAACACUGCAGGGUGUUUCUGUAGUAGUUUGAGACGAGACAGAAGAAACCUCAGUCUUUAUCUCUUUCUCUACUUUGUCUUCAUCCCCUCCUUAUUGUCAUUCAAUUGUAUUAUCUCCCUUCCACAGGGAAGCCGGAGUAUUAAAUGACUAUAGACUACCCCCCCUCUAUUUGAGAUAUGCAAUAUGCUACAGUAGAUGUACAGUUAGAUGUAUGAGACUCGUAUAGAUAGGCAAUAUGGUGAGAGAAGAUUAUAUUUAUGAAUCCAUGUAUUAGAAUAAAAUGUCACCAAGAUUCAAAGGUCACUGAAAGGAUGAUGAUGUAUUCAUGUAUUCAGAGUGUUGGCUUGUAUGUUUUUCUCUUUUUCCUUCCAUCUCCCCCGACCCGAUUUUCUUUCUCCAAAAUGCAUGUGGGUUUUUUUUUUUUUCUGUUUUCUUAAAUGUCAUUCUAGUGUCAUAUAAAAGUGAAAUAGCUUUUCAACA
This is a messenger RNA of Thunnus maccoyii (southern bluefin tuna), 10204 nucleotides long. Its product is annotated as voltage-dependent T-type calcium channel subunit alpha-1I-like. Gene Ontology annotation, biological process: neuronal action potential; membrane depolarization during action potential; calcium ion import. Gene Ontology annotation, cellular component: voltage-gated calcium channel complex; voltage-gated sodium channel complex; plasma membrane. The record is from RefSeq and is a predicted model, not a curated record. The transcript is spliced from 38 exons. Gene Ontology annotation, molecular function: low voltage-gated calcium channel activity; voltage-gated sodium channel activity. Lineage: Eukaryota; Metazoa; Chordata; Actinopteri; Scombriformes; Scombridae. Bases 90 to 7091 code for a protein of 2333 amino acids.